GGAAAAUCCCUCUCGCGGAAAUCAAUACCGUACUCUUCGUUUUCCCUAACCGUGGAAAGUCACCCGACCGUCGCUUUCCUCCGUUAUCGCGUCGUUCGCUCGGCCACACGAACAUCGAUCAUGAAAAUCCGCGGAAAAGAUCGGGGAAAUUCACACCGAUCUGGUGUCUGAUGGACGCAGAAUGUGCCUUUUAAGAAACGUUUUUCUGUGACGUUGGAUAAAAAAACCUUUUUUGGCAAAUCGUUUUUUCAUGAAAGUGUGUCACGCAUGUGUUCAGUGCCCUACGAUGCAUCUGCACUUCGAAAGGACGGUAAAUGCGAAGGGGGAUUGUCCUAUUUUGAGUUUGACAUGGAUGGGAAAAGUGCCAGAUGAGUUACCUGAGGACGAGGGAUGGAAGCUAAAUAGGAAUAAUUAUUAUCAGGAGGGAUGGCUGGCAACAGGGAACGUGAGGGGGAUAGUGGGGGUGACUUUUACCACCAGCCAUUGCAAGAAGAACGUCGAUUUUCCUUUGAGGACGAAUUACAAUUUGAGAGGACACAGAUCGGAGGUGAUCUUGGUGAAAUGGAACGAACCCUACCAGAAGUUGGCAUCAUGUGACAGUUCUGGAAUUAUAUUCGUCUGGAUCAAGUAUGAAGGACGAUGGUCCAUAGAGCUCAUCAACGAUAGAAACACACCCGUGACACAUUUUUCCUGGUCCCACGAUGGAAGAAUGGCUUUAAUAUGUUACCAAGAUGGAUUUGUCUUGGUGGGCUCGGUAGCCGGCCAGAGGUACUGGUCUUCCAUGCUGAACCUCGACGCGACCAUAUCCUGCGGAAUUUGGACACCGGACGACCAGCAGGUGUACUUUGGUACCACCUCAGGCCAGAUCAUAGUAAUGGACGUCCACGGGGCCAUGGUGUCUCAAGUCCAACUAAGCGGUGACGUUGGCAUCACCUCCAUGGCCUGGUCCUGCGAGAAAUUCAAGAUGGAGGAGGGGGAGGACGAGUGUUCUAGCUCAGGUGAUAAGAAAUUUGUAUUGGCGGUAGCGUUACAAAACGGUUACAUCUACCUCUUAACCACUUUUGACGAUGUGGCUCCAAUACAAAUCAACACCGGCCUUCAAGGAUCUUUGUGCAUGGAGUGGAGCAACUCCAGAGAACUGUUAGCUGUAGCAGGAAUAACACUGAAAUCCCCAACAUUAGGUCCACAAAUGGAGUACACCAACAUGUUGAAGUUUUAUACAGACAAGGGCGUUCUGUUGUACCAAACGCUUAUUCCUGACAAGCAUGCUAGGGUAUCGACGCUGACAUGGGGUCAUAACGACAAGCGACUUUUUCUAGCUACCGGCACUCAAAUACACAUAGCCUGGGUGGCUAAGAGGAUAGCUUCGUUACAGCUGCUUUGUAGGCUUAGAAUCUAUAACUUGAUACCAAGCGAGAUGAUGCUGAAUCAGCUUCCAUUACCGAUUAGGUUGAGGAAUAUUAUUGGCAAUCUUUUCGCUCAAACAAUAAGGUGUUGUGUACCGGAACCAAGUGCUUUAAGAGAUUUUGUAUCCAGACCCCCUACAGGAUCAGUCAGAUUACAUUGUACGAUGAUCAGACACGAGGAAGACGUCAACAUAUCGUCAGGAACGUGCUAUACGUUGUACCUGGAGUACCUAGGUGGCUUGGUUCCUCUACUCAAAGGCAAGAGAACCAGCAAAAUUCGUCCGGAGUUUGUUAUCUUCGAUCCUCAACUUGAACACUACCAUAGGUAUCAUACGUCUUCGGAAUCCAAGAGUUCCUCCAGUUCGGGAACCUCGACGGCGAAUGCCAGUGGCGGGUACAGUGAUAGUUCGGAAUCGGACAGGGAAGAAGGUUGUACCGCCUCGCCUAGGAUGCAGAGGAAGAAAAAGAAGAAACAUAAAAACUCGUUUGGGGAAAGGACAGAGAGAACGGCAUGGCAGUACCGGGGUGAUGCAGAUUUAGAUCAGGAAGAACUGAACUAUGCAGAUACGCUACCUGAGCAAGUGCGAUUAGUGGAGGUGACGUCCAAUAUCUGGGGCACCAAAUUCAAAAUCCACGGUUUAGCAAGCGUAGUCCCCGCAAAUUUGGGUCAGGUGACUUAUAAAACGUCUUUGCUACAUUUGCAGCCUCGUCAAAUGACUCUAGUCAUUACAGAACUUAGAGAUGAUUUUCCUAUUGGACCUGAUCCGACUUUCAAUCCGAACUUGUUCAGCGAGGACGAGGAAGAACCAGUAGCCAACUCUGCUGGAGAGAAACCUAAAAAUCCAAGGAUGAGUAUGGAUAACUGCCCGCCGAUAGCGCCGAUGUCACCGAGGACGAGUGCCCUGACCAAACAGAAGGCCUACUUGCAUAACGAAUCCAAUGUUGCCAAUUUUAGUGCCGAAAAUGCCGGCGAGGACAAGUGUUCCUUCGUCGAGAUCGAAGACAGAGACCAGAUCCGUCCACAGAACCUUUUGCGUCCGACUACCAGUCAAAAUUCUACAAGUUUCAUCGGCUCACUGGGUAAACCCGGAGGUCAGAACCAGAAACACGCCAUAUCACCAAUCUGCUGCGAAGUGUCCGUGCCAUCGCUGCAAUCGCCAAAAAACGCCGUAGCUCCUAGCGACAUUAUUUUCGACAGGCCAUCUGCACCUACCAUCAUAUCCUAUUCGACUAGUAGUAAUAACAAUUUACAGGUGAAACCGACAUUCGAUCAACACAAUGCUAGGAAUGAUCUGUCUGUUAGUUUCAACUUGAAUUCGAAUGAUCACAAACCUAUAGCUUUGAGGAAAACGCAAGCAGAAUGUUCAUAUAGAUCUAGACAAAACCCAGACAGCCCUGGAAAAGCUGCGCCUCCGCAAGACGACAAAGAUUGCUUUCAGUUUCCUCAGAGUCAAAAUCAGAAACCACCCGAAGUCCGCACUGCCCAUUUGAUUACGCGAAGUUGCAGCGUCGGCUACCUGGACAUGGUCGACGUCCAAAUGGUACCGCCCAUCUUCAGAACUGCCAAUUUGAACAGGGAAAACGCUAACAAGAGACUGGUUCUGGUGAAUAACGAUAGAGACGGUGGAAAGAGACGUCAGAGUAGGCUGAGAACGAAGCCUGCCAGCGUUAAAGUGAACGGACAGUUGAAGAAUUUCGGCAAAUCGAAAAGUCUGGACUCCAGUGAUAUUUUUCACGGUUCUACAACGCCUAGUUUUGUGUUGAAGGAGAAAAAGAUUCCGGAACAGAUAGAACCGGCGCCUGUUAUUGAGAAAAUCGAGGAACCAGAACCAAAAAAGCCCGAGAAAGUCGUUAGUAAUAAGAGAUCUACUGCCAGGGACUUUUUUUCGUCUCCCCUAAUGAGAAGAAGGAAAGAUAGAGGGAAGAGUAAAAACGGUUCAACAGAUGGAGAAAAGAAUGGCUGUGAGAAAAAUGGGGUUCCAGUCCAUACCCAAGCCUUAGCCAAUUUGGAGAAGCUGAUAACGAGGUUAAGGGAAGACGAUUCUGGAAAAUCAACUCCUCCAAACUCUCCUAGAUUGCCUAGGAGUUCUCCUUCAUCGCCUGCACCAGUCAAAAAAGGUCUUAGACCCCAGUCGGCGUCUCCCAUUAGGAAGAAACUUAUGAAUUCUCCUUUCCUCUCCAGAAAAAAGAACAAAUACCAAGAAAGCUCGGAUGACGAAGUGACAGCUUCAACGGACGAAGUUUUUAACGGUACUAACUACAAGGAUCUGGAGACUUUCCAGAAAUCUCAGUUGAGGCAAAAGCUGAAGAGGGGUAAAAUUGAACCAAACGGAAGCAGUUGCUGUAACAACAACCAAAACGUCCCACAAAGAAGAGAAUUCGUGAUGCAUAACAAAGCACCAAUGUGGAACGAAAACAGCCAAGUGUACCAACUUGAUUUUGGUGGUAGAGUAACCCAAGAAUCAGCCAAAAACUUCCAAAUCGAGUUUAGAGGCAAACAGGUGAUGCAGUUUGGCCGAAUAGAUGGUAACGCCUACACUCUGGAUUUUCAAUAUCCCUUUUCGGCGUUGCAAGCUUUUGCUGUGGCUUUGGCCAAUGUGACUCAGAGGUUGAAGUAACAACCUCUUUUGAAUCGUGGGUGGUGCAAUUUAUGGAUGUUUACACUGUUUUUGGAUUAGAGCCUAUUUCUAGUCGAGGUCUCAGGGUGUAAGUUGUUGUCGGUAAAAGCCUAUUUUCAAUUAAAUGACUAAAUCAUAGUUUACCAGACACACUGAGAAACAUAUCUUUAUAGUUAUCUGCAUAAUUGCUAAUACGACCACCAGCAAACUCCAUAAGACGACGCAUGGUGUCAUUGAUGACGUACAACCAAAGUUUUGUUAAAUAUACUAUAUGAUUUCGUAUCCCAAAAAAAAAGUGCUUUACUUCUAUAAGCUAUACCAAUUAAACUUUUAGUUGCGUCAUCGAGGACGCGAAUACUAAAUUCAUUGUUCCCAUCCAUGGACAUAUUCGGCGUUGGGCUGACUAACUGAAAUUUAAAUUUCCCGCUGGGGAUUCAGUUGGUAGCUCUGCUGUAAAAAAUGGCAAGUUGCCACUAUUUAUUUAUUUGUUUUCUGACACUAUUUUACUUUGAAAAUUAAAAAACAAUUUGUUUAAAUUCUGAAUCCACUGUUUGUCUUCUGUUUAUUCUUUCCUCGAAAUUUAAUUUUCUACCCUACUACGUUUCUAUUACGUUUCUUCAAAAAUACAAAAUUUUCGAUUUUUAAAAAAAAAAACUGUAGAGUUGUUACUGGGGUCGAAAAUAUACCAAUCCUAAAAAUAUUAAAUAUUUUUAGGGUUGGCAAAUUUUGCACUAAUCUAAGACUCUGUAUAGUUUAUGUAAUAAAAUGUUUGUUUUGAUAUACGUUGUUUAGAUAUAAGCGGUUUUGGUAUGCGCGGUUUUGAUAUACGCGUUUUCGACAUACCCGGUUUCGAUAUACGCUGUUUCGAUAUGCGCUGUUUCGAUAUACGCUGUUUCGAUAUACGCUGUUUCGAUAUACGCUGUUUUGAUAUAAGCGGUUUUGGUAUGCGCGGUUUUGAUAUACGCGUUUUCGAUAUACCCGGUUUCGAUAUACGCUGUUUCGAUAUGCGCUGUUUCGAUAUACGAUGUUUCGAUAUACGCUGUUUCGAUAUAAGCGGUUUUGGUAUGCGCGGUUUUGAUAUACGCGUUUUCGAUAUACCCGGUUUCGAUAUACGAUGUUUCGAUAUACGCUGUUUCGAUAUACGCUGUUUCGAUAUACGCUGUUUCGAUAUACGCUGUUUCGAUAUACGCGGUUUCGAUAUACCCGGUUUAGAUAUACACUGUUUCGAUAGACGCUGUUCCAAUAUACGCGGUUUUAUUUUCAACGAACGUAAUCCCCGCGUAAAACGAGACUCCCCUAUUUGAUUUUUUUUGACAUUGUCAUUCAUUUUAAUACUUUAGUUUUGCAUUACGAGUUUUAGGUUCAAAUAAGCAUUGUAUUGUGAUAUUUUAAGCUUAAAAAUGUUUACUAACAGAGCUUGCACUCGAACAUUGUUUUUUUCAGAACCUCUUUUGGUGCGAAGUGGUACAAGAUAGCUUAAUAGCCCCUUCAAAAAACUCAGCGCAACCUUAUUAGAAUAUUUUGAACGGGAAAGGGGUAGUAAUGGCUGUGGUAUAAUCUAAUUAUAAUUAUAUUAGCCGUCUUUCAGAAUUCAGAACUUAUUUUGAAAAAAUCAUGAAAUACUUUUUCGUCUUUAACGACUUACACCCUUGGACUAAUUUCAUCGAUAGGCUGAUGUUUCUUAAUUUUUUUGUUGCGUUAUUGGAAAUCUAUGGCCAGAGAUAUUUUAUAUAUUUUAUAGACAAUUCGAUGUUUAACUUAUUCUCUCUGUUUGUUAAAUUGAUGUUUAUACUGUGUAAGAAACUGAAUGUUAAAUUAAUUUAAAUAAAAUAUUUUCACUGCUUUACCGGUUGUUUAUAUUCAUAGAUAUUUUAUUGAUUUUAUUAACUCCUAUUGACUGGCAUAGAAUGAUAAGCCAUUAUAGUUUCAUUCUUUUGAUCUAUUUUCCAUUAUUUUGGUUUAUCUUCUGUACAUUUUAAUUUGAAAACAUAUUUUUAUUUGUUUGUGUUUAAUUGUGGAUUUUCAAAGAUCUAAAUACCAA
Messenger RNA from Sitophilus oryzae (rice weevil), 6065 nucleotides. It is a transcript of the gene Tusp, whose product is annotated as tubby-related protein 4. The transcript has 18 exons. Gene Ontology annotation, molecular function: protein binding. Bases 251 to 4024 code for a protein of 1257 amino acids. The record is from RefSeq and is a predicted model, not a curated record. NCBI's taxonomy places the organism in Eukaryota, Metazoa, Arthropoda, Insecta, Coleoptera, Curculionidae. Gene Ontology annotation, biological process: intracellular signal transduction.